GUCUUCAUCAGGAGCCAUAUGACCCUAUGGAUGGAAAACGAACAUUUCUUAUUGCUACAGUUCUUUCAGUGCAAGAUUCCAGCUUUACAUAUCCUGCUUGUCACAACUGCUUCUCCCGGGUGAUCCACACUCACAGCAGGUACAACUGCCCCAGAUGUGGCUACAGUAGCAAAGAAACCAGUCAACGUUAUAAACUGUGCUUGAAGGUCGCAGAGGGCCACAAACUUCAUAUCAUCACUGCGUUUGGAAGAUGCCUGGAUCACAUAUUUGGAAUCAGUGCCAAUUCUUUGCAGCAGCAUCUGCAGGAUUCGAUCCAGAUAUCAAGCAAGCUGGAAAGUGACCGUGCCCCGGACUUAUUCUAUAAAGCGGUGGAAUAUUGUUUCAUUGGCAGGAGUUUUCUGUUUGGGGUGAAGAUUCCUGCAAAUCACUGUGACAAGGAUCAAGGCUGCCGUCUUUCCUCAUACGGAUCUGUCCAGCAUAUGUUUGCAUGCCAGAUUUGUCUGCCAAAUGGUGACCCUAUUGGUUGCACAGUUAUUCAGCACUAUGAUUAUCUCUUGCAAUGCUUUUUGAGUGGUCAGCAAUCUAUAAACAGUGCAUCAAGUCCUUCAAGUAACAAUAACCAAAGUUUGGACCUCUCAUGCCCUUCGGCGAGCAACUAUGAUCUAUGUCCAGAUGAGACUCAACAAAGAUUAGAUUUUUGGCAAAAAUCUUUGGGCUUAACAUCUGUCGCAUCAGCAUCUGUGGCUAGCACAACAGCAGAACCCUCCACCUGGGAACUGAGUAGGAAUAAGCGGAAGUCGUUUGCACACUUCUCAAGUGACACCGGAGAUCAUUUUAACCGAGCAUCCCAUUCUUUUCAAGAAGAAAUUAAAUCUGACACAUUCAAUAUCUCUAAUACUAGUACACCAAAAAGCAGAUGUGCUAGUCAAGAUGCAAACAUUGCUCCACUGGUUUCCAAAACUCAUAGGAAUAUUAUUGAAUGUAGUCCCUUUUUAUGCACACUACGAUCUACAGAUUCCCCUUCAACAUCUAAAACUGCUUACAAGGAGGAAAAUGUUGGGCGGAUGCUGUCUUGGAACUCUGUUAAUUGUACGAGCCAAGUCAUUUCCCUUUGUUCUGUUGAUUUGUCUUCCAAGAAAAGUAACACAGCUGGUACCCAUCAAGAAGAGACAGAAAUAUGGGAGGAUUUUCUGUUCUCUGAAAGUCUGAGUGAGUUUAUAGCAAAAGUUGAAAAAGAAGAUGCAGAAUGUCAGUUGAGCUUUAGUGCAUGUAAACAAAACUUGAAUACACUAACAAAUAGUUCUCCCAUCCGGCAUUGCGGUAUCUCUACAAACAAUGGGUCAAACACAAUUGUGAACGAGAAGAUUCCAUUUACGUCUAGCAACUUAUCUAACCUAUCAAAAAAGGAUGAGAGUUUUUCCUUUGUCUUGAAACCAAGAUGUCCAAUUGCUGCACAACAAAGUAAUUUUUUAGGACAAGAAGAUAAGCUUUAUUCACCUGUGAGAGAUCAUCUCUCUAUAGCCACCAAGGAAAAUUGGUUAACACAAGCAUUGUUCUUCAACCCGAAUGGCAAGACAAGCUUAACUAGGGGGAAAAAAUUCAACCGAAAUAGUUUUGGUUUAUCCAUACAGCACGGCCGUGACAUUCAGCUAAACUGCACACAGUUAUGGGAUUCUGACUCCACUGAACAUCCAUUAGAAGCCAGUGAUGAGAAGUACAGUACUUCCGCAGAUCUUUUUGAAACUAGGGAAAAGAUAGAUGACACUACAGUACGAGGGACUCCUGUAGCAUGCCAUAACUUUGUGGAUAGAGGCUUUGAUGGUAAAAUUAAAGAAACAUGUUUUCCUGUAAAUGUUGUUACUGCUGCAGAUGAAGAUCUGACCCAAACUGAUGUCUUUGUUCCAUGCUUGCAGUCCACUCCGUUAGUGAAACGUAUUUCUGGGUCACAUCUGCUAGGGAUUAACAAAAAACCUUUGAAUGUCUUAUCAGCUAAUAAGACAGGCCUAAUCUUCUCGUUGCGUGGAAUAUCACGAUGUUCACUGAGAAAUGAUUUGCUAAAGAAAAUGUCUCAAACUUCUUUUUUAGAGAGUACCGGUAAUUCAAUUCUGUUUUGCACUGUAAGCAGGUCCUCUCUCGCCCUAAAAAGUCCAGCUCUGGGAACUUUUAUUAGUCAUUCUGAUGAAUAUAGCACUCGGCCAUUGAAACAAAUACUCCCUGUGUCUCAAGUCCUUAAUCAGGAAACACCAAGAGCUGGACCAUCAUUCCAUAGAAGAACACAUACUGCAUUUAAAGCUGCUAAAAUGAAAUUUCCUUCAGUAGAUAAAGAGAACACUAAUGACCAAAAAGAUCUGUUUAGCAAUGUAAUAAAGAGUGCGUUUGAAAAAAAUAAUUAUAAAACAGUAAGGAACAAUGAAAUUAAUGGAUUUCUAAAUAAUUCUUUGGACUUAUCACCUAUUAACUGCUUACCCUUUCCCGUUGUGGAAGGCACAGAACCAAACCCUUUUCCAAAUGACUGGUCUCCAGAACUAUUUGCUGAAAAAUCAAAUACUUGCCGCCAGGAGGAGAGUUUGCAAAGACGUUUGUUUUAAAAUUUCAGUUCUGGUUUUGGAUAAGACGUGGGGAAGUGGAAUUCUUGUACAAAAGAAACUAGUCAGUAAUUACAAUGUGUAAGCAAAAAAAAACAAAAAACAUUAUUACUGUACGUAAAACACUGCAGGUUGGAUUUAACUUUUUUGUUCUGGUAUUCAACUAGUCCUUGCCCUCUCAUCAUGAUUAAUGGAAGAGCUAAGCAUAUAACAUAAACUGCUGGCCAGC
Pelobates fuscus (common spadefoot toad) is the source of this 2814-nucleotide messenger RNA. RefSeq names its product DNA damage induced apoptosis suppressor (gene DDIAS). NCBI's taxonomy places the organism in Eukaryota, Metazoa, Chordata, Amphibia, Anura, Pelobatidae. Gene Ontology annotation, cellular component: nucleus; cytoplasm. Bases 27 to 2588 code for a protein of 853 amino acids. Gene Ontology annotation, biological process: negative regulation of intrinsic apoptotic signaling pathway in response to DNA damage. The transcript is spliced from 5 exons. The record is from RefSeq and is a predicted model, not a curated record.